Mytilus trossulus (common blue mussel) is the source of this 1254-nucleotide messenger RNA. RefSeq lists its product as uncharacterized. The record is from RefSeq and is a predicted model, not a curated record. The transcript has 3 exons. Bases 14 to 751 code for a protein of 245 amino acids. Lineage: Eukaryota; Metazoa; Mollusca; Bivalvia; Mytilida; Mytilidae.
GGACAGCUGAAGUAUGAAAACGCUCAUAUUUUUGCUUGUCCUUUUCAUAUUUUUACCCUCAAUAAAAUGUGUAUUAAUGCAAACCGGUGUUGGCAUAAAGAAUAUAGAUUUUACAGAUUUCAAAAUUACAGAAAACAAUCUUAACCUAGGAGUUGCACGAAAUGUGAUAAGUUGCAGUGCCCGUUGUCUUGAAACUCUCCAGUGUCUGUCGUUUUCUUAUAACCAGAAAACAAGCAUGUGUGAAAUGUGGGACGAAGAUUUCAUUCAUAUUAAUGCCACAGAUGGAUCAACAGAUGUUGGAUGGAUAUAUUACUAUAUACUCAGAGAUGCAGAGUGUGGUAUUACAAAAGAAAACUGUCUUUCCCAUAGCGGAUUUGUUUACACAACUUGUUUCUGUUAUAGACUCACAUCAACAAAGCUGUUCUACCAGAAUGCAUUAGAUAUGUGUGCGUCCUACACCAGUUCUCUGGCAAAAGUAAACAGGGGAUUUUUUCAACUUACACUUGAAAAUAUAUUAGCACAAAUAGUCGAUGAUGAAGUAAGAAUUCAGGGCGAUCGUGCCAGUAGUGCAACAUCAAUAUGGAGAUUUAAAAAUGGAGACUUAAUGAACUACUUUAACUGGAAUACAAACGACAACCAACCAGACCUAGGACCCACUGAACUAUCCCUUGUUAUAAGGAAAUCCAAAGGAUAUCGUUGGCAUGAUGCUUUGAUAGAAGAAGCAUUUGGUGCUAUGUGUCAGAUAUACUGAAUUUUGAGAGCCAUCCACGUCCUAGUGGUUGUCUUUUACGUUUUUUUGUGUUAUUUCGUUGAUAAGAAAGAAGCAAAUAAACUCAUCAAAGAUACCAGGACUAAAUUUGUAUAUACACCAGACGCGCGUUUCGUCUCCAAAAGACUCAUCAGUGACGCUCGAAUCCAAAAAGUUUAAAAGGCCAAAUAAAGUACGAACCAAAAAAGAGACCAGAGGAACUUUCAAAAUCAUAGAUAGAAAAUAAACUGACAACGCCAAGACUAACUAGAGGCUCUAAAGAGCCUGUGUCAGUCAUCUUGGUCUAUGUGCAUAUUAAACAAAAUACACAGAUGGAUUCAUGACAAAAUUGUUUUUUUGGUGAUAGUGAUGUGUUUGUAGAUAUUAAUUUAAUGAACACUCUUGAUGUUAACAAUAUAUCUAUCUAUAAUGCACUUUGACCAGUAUUUACAGAGAAAAAUAUUCUGUAUAAAUUGACCAAAAUUUAUCAAAUUUAUUAAAAUUGA